CAUAAAUUAAUGAAUUUUAAAAUUCUAAAUCGUUCCAAAUUUUAGUCAAUUGCAUUUAUUAGUUUGGAACUACUGAUUAUUGCAUUUUAUAAAUAUUUGUAUUGCCAUGUCCUUUUUUUAAACUCGUUGUAAAAGUUAUAAACGUUAAAUCUGAAAUUAGUAAUAUUUAAUAAGUAAAAUAUAUUCUCCAAAUACUAAAAUUUAUUUUAAUAGUUGAACAAUGUCUAUGCCCGUAUUUCCAUCAAAUACACCUCAAGUUCCUCAAGCUAUGCAACAAGUACAACAGCAACAACAGCAACAACAACAACAACAACAACAGCAACAACAGCAGCAACAACAACAACAACAGCAGCAGCAGCAGCAACAACAGCAGCAGCAGCAGGAAAAAUUAGACAAUAUAUCAAAAGUGAAAACUCAAGUGAUUCAACUCAAAGAAUCAUUAAGUUGUGUAUUACGAGCAGCUUCAUAUACUUUACAGCAAAAUCAUUACAUAGACACAGGAUUAUUAAAAACUGUAGAAAUACCCGGUCCCCGAUUUGAGAAAACCAUUGAGGAAUUUUUUUCGAUUUGUGAUCAAAUUGAAUAUAAUCUUAAGACUGCCAUUGAGUGUCAACAACAAGGUCUAAGCAGUCAGCGCUAUAUACCACUGAUGGUUUAUCCUACAAGAACAGAACCAUUACCAGCACAGGAGUUAAGUUCACUCACAUACCCUCAAUAUUUAAGCACAGUUCGAUCACAGAUUUCUUAUUUAAAAGAAAUUCAAGAAUUAUUGUUGUCUGCAACUCAAAAUAAUUCUAAUGAAUAAUAAA
Messenger RNA from Rhopalosiphum maidis (corn leaf aphid), 809 nucleotides. Its product is annotated as mediator of RNA polymerase II transcription subunit 29-like. Gene Ontology annotation, molecular function: transcription coregulator activity; transcription factor binding. NCBI's taxonomy places the organism in Eukaryota, Metazoa, Arthropoda, Insecta, Hemiptera, Aphididae. Bases 221 to 805 code for a protein of 194 amino acids. The transcript has 2 exons. The record is from RefSeq and is a predicted model, not a curated record. Gene Ontology annotation, cellular component: mediator complex. Gene Ontology annotation, biological process: regulation of transcription by RNA polymerase II.